Candida dubliniensis CD36 is the source of this 3126-nucleotide messenger RNA. RefSeq names its product Rgt1p (gene RGT1). The record is from RefSeq and is a predicted model, not a curated record. The coding region runs from base 1 to 3126 and encodes 1041 amino acids. Gene Ontology annotation, molecular function: zinc ion binding; DNA-binding transcription factor activity, RNA polymerase II-specific. The transcript has a single exon. NCBI's taxonomy places the organism in Eukaryota, Fungi, Ascomycota, Pichiomycetes, Serinales, Debaryomycetaceae. Gene Ontology annotation, cellular component: nucleus.
AUGACAACAACAACAAUAACCAAUCAAAUACCUUCAAUUAAUACCAUGCUAAGUAAUGUUAAUAAUAACAAUAAUAAUAAUAAUACCACCACCACCACUACUACUACUCCAUCGGCUAACAGUUCACAAUCAACUUUAAUUAAUCAAGAACAACAACAACAACAACAACAACACCAUCGGCAGCAACAGCACCAGCACCAGCAUCAUCAUCAUCAAUCCAUGAAUGGUGGAUCUCCAACCAAUAACAAUCAUUCUUCAUCUACUGAUCCUCCUCGGAAAAGAUCAAAAGUAUCUCGUGCUUGUGAUCCUUGUCGGAAAAAGAAAAUUAAAUGUAAUGCUGAAUAUUCAGAAUUGGAAAAGAAAGUCACGAAAAUAUGUACUAGUUGUGCCAAAAAUAAAGAAGUUUGUACAUUUGAUAGAACUCCUUUAAAACGAGGUCCUUCAAAAGGUUAUAUUCGAGAUUUAGAAGAAAAAGCUGGUGAUAGAAUAUCAUUGUCUACUUCAUCAUCAUCAUCUAAAUCAAAUCAUAUAAUAUCUACUAAAACAAAUAUACCAUUCCCACCUUCUCAUCAACAUCCACAACAUCCACAACAAUCACCGUCAAUUGCAAUUAUACCACCAAAUCCUUCCAUAAAUCAAUAUCCCCCUGGAAAUACUCAACAAUUACCUUUCCCACAAAAUUCAACCAGUCAUCGAGUAACAGGAUCAAUAUCAAAUCCCUCUAAUAGUAAUAAUAGCGGCAAUUCACCUACAAUUAAAUUACCACCAAUUGUAAAUUAUCCUUCGAAAAAUUUACCUUCUCCACUGUUAUCUAAAUUUAAUUCAUCAAUAUCAGCAUCGCAAACAUCUAAUCCUUCUAGUCCUAAAUCUCAAUUAUCCAAUAUACCAGGAUUAUUAAAUAAUGAUAGUAACAACAUCAACAACAACAACACCCCUAAUAAUGUUGGUGGUUCAGAAAAAACUAAUAGUCCACCAAUUCAAGGACCAUUUUGGAAAGUACCUUAUGAAAUGCCACAAUCAUCAUUAUCAAGACGUUCAUCCAUUGGUAGUAUAACUAGCACUAAUGGUGGUGGUGGUGGCUUGGUUGGUCAACCAAUUGUUUUGAGACGACCAUCAGUUGAAUCUAUUUCAUCAGUUUCAACUAAUGGAUCAAGAUUACCUUCAAUUAGACCAUCAAUAUCAAAUGAUUAUACUAGUGAUGCCGAAUCAGAAGAUUUUUAUUCAGUUCAAUCAUUUCGACCUAGAAGUUUAUCAAGAAAUUCUCAAUCUUUAUCACCAAGAAAUUCAAUUAGUUCAAUGUCAAGUUUGAAUGGAAGAAUUAAUAAAUCUUUAGGAUUUAAUUCGUCACCAAUGAUAGGAUCACCAUCACAACAACAAGUACUACCACCUCAAGUACAACAACAACAGCAACCAAUAAUGACUAAUUUUAUUCCACCACAAGCACCAGUUUUUGCUUCAUUUGGUGGAACAAUGCCAAAUCAUAAUCAUAAUCAUAAUCAUAUUCCAUUAAAUCCAUUAGAUGUAAAUUUGAAAUUAUAUUAUGAAAAAUUUCAUAUGAUUUUCCCAAUUUUACCAAAUGAUUCAAGAAUAAUUUAUAAUAUUUUAAAUAAUAAAUCUCAACCACCAUGGGAUUGGUUAAUUGAAGUUUUCAAUCAUAGUCUUAAUAAUUUAAUUAAUUUUCAACAAGUUGGUUUACAAUCAUCUAUUGGAAUAUUUAUAAGAUUAAUUCAAUCAUAUCCAUUUCCUAGUGAAACUACUACUACUACUACUAUUGUUAAUGAUAAUUCAUUGAUUUUAUUUUUCAGUAGUUUAAUUAUAUUAAGUUAUACAAAUUUAAUUAAUGGUGAUCAAUAUAAUCCAGGAAUUAGUUUUAUAUCAUCAAUAUUUAAUGAUUAUAAAAUUUGUGAAAGAUUUAUCGAUUAUGUUAAUAAAGAGAAAAAUAAUACUAGUGAUGGCGAUGGCGAUGAUAAUGUUGAUGAUGAUGAUGAUGUUGUGAUUAAAUAUUUUAUUAAAUUAUAUUAUUGUUUGAAUUUAAUUGAUAAUUUGAAUAGUUUAACAUUGGGAACUAAUAAAAAUUUAAAUGUGAAUUAUCAAAUAAUUAAAUUUUUAAAUAAUCAUAAAGAUAAAUUUCUUCAAAAUAAAUCCACUAAUAUUAAUAAUAAUGAUGAUGGUUAUGGGAUGAUGAUGAUUAAUAAUUCAAUUUUAAAUCAUUGUGAAAUAUUUGAUCAAUUAGUUGAAAUGAGAAAUAAAUUUAUAUUCAUUAACGAUCCUAAUACUAAUACUAAUAUUGAUAUUGACGAAAUUAUUAAUAUUGAUUCAAUAUCAUCUACAUCUAUAUUUAAUAAUAAUAAUAAUAAUAAUAAUAAUAAUAAUAAUAAUAAUAAUAAUAAUAAUAAUAAUAAUAAUGAUCAAUUUUUAAAAUAUUUCCAUCAAUUAAUUAUUGAUAAAUAUAAAAUAUUUAAAAUCAUUUUUCAAUUUAUAUCUAAAUCAAUUAAUUCUACUAUUAAUGGAUCUAUAAUUAAUAAUUCAAUUGAAAUUAAACAAUUUAAUCAAGAAUUAUUUAAUUUAAUUAAAUCAUCUAAUGAUAAUAUAUUAAAUUUUGCCAAUUUUAUAAGUAGCAACAACAACAGCAACACUACCACCUCAUCAUCAUCAUCAUCCUCAAAAAUUACAAAUGCAAAUUUUUCAUGGUUAAUAAUUAAUAAUAAUCCAAUAUUAAAUUUAUCUAUUUGUCAAUUAUUUAAAUCAAUUAAAUUACAUAAAUUAAUUAUUGAUCAAUUAGUAUUAUUAUUAUCAUUCUUUGGAUCAUUUAAUAUUGAAUUAGAAAAAUUAAAUAAUCAAUUAUCUAUAUCAUUUAAUUUAUUAAAUUUAAAUUUACAAAAUUUAAAAUUAGGUAAUAUGAUUAAUCAUAAUUUAAAAAUUAAAUUUAAUCAAUUAUAUAAAUUUCAAUUCAACAACAACAACAACAGUAACAGUAACAACAAAACAUCUAAUAAUGAAGAAAAUGAAGAAAAUGAAGAUAUUGAUAUGGAUAUUGAUAAAGAUAAGUUAAAUCAAUGGUAUGAUGAAUUAAAUCAUGUUAUUGUACCAUUUAUAAUUCAAGAUUUUAAAGACGGUUGGAUAUAA